AUGCCCCAACCUCACUUCAAAGAAACACAUAACGUGCAAUCCUAUGCGAAGUUCUAUCAAGAAAAUGAGCGUAGACAGACACAACGCGAAGAAAAGAAGCGUCAACACAAGCGUAAGGAGCAGCGAAAGCAACAGCAAACAUCAACACUGCAAUCAACAGCGCUGGCAACGUCACUCGAGCGAGAUACAGUGGCCUCAAUUGUGAAAGAGAGUCUGGCCUCAAGCCACAAGUCGGAUGCUUCUCCCGACUUGUCUCUUAGUAUCGACGAACCGGAUCCCAAUCUGAAUGGGACUUUUGAGACAGUCGAGUCAUACACUGGCCAUAUGGGUGAUCUCGCACAUGCAACCCAGCCUCUUUUCUCGAUCCCCGAGAUCGAUGGGUCUACAGCGGAAACCGCCAAAUACACCACACCUGAUGGAAUCCAGUCUUCGGAACACUGGUCGCCUUGUGCCUCUGUACACCCCCAGCCUCCCACAGGAUUGGCCUCACAGGAAGUCGCAAUUGCCUUUCAACAAGACAAGCAGCCCCUCGCUCCCGAUCCAGUUAGGUUUUCAACCGGGCAACUCCGCCUAGCACGUUGUGUUCCAGAUGACGUGAACGAAUACAUUACCCAAGACAAGGAGAGGAGCGAGAACGGCGAUACCUGCGAAAGCAGUGAUGACGAUGGCUCAGCCAACGACAACCACGGGAGCUCUGAUGAUGACGACCCCGAUUCUGAGAGUUUUUCUCCGGACAGGGCGGUUCGAGGACCUCAAAUUACGGAUCAACACUGGCCGGGGACUUUCUCAACAAGCAAUUCGGCCGCGCCCGACCCCGCGAAGAGCCUAGUAUACGCAACAAGUUCUGUUUCCAAUUCCUCUUGCGUUGAUGUCGCCGCUUCACUGAACGUAGCGGAAGACUGUCAGCCAGACAUUUUUGCGCUUCCUACUCCAUCCUCAGAUGAUGCCUCCGUCUCACAGCAAGGUGGUGAUGCCGUCACCAGUAGGAGAAAACGAGGUCACGAGGCAAGCGAAGAUGGGCUUGAGAGCGAAGGUCUUUGCCUUCCUAAACGAAAGAGAUCACGAAAUCCCACUAAGGCAACUGCAACAAAGACUCUUACAGCGAGGACUUUGCGCGCACUCCCUUCUCGAGUCUUGGCAGAGAAGCCAGGCAGUAGGGGUGUCCCAGCCCAAUUCGAAAGACAUAUCCGGCGCUCCUCAAGAUCAAAGCCAUGGUCUCACGGCUCUAGCCCCAUGAGUUGUCAUGAUGUUCAGUCGCACAUUGAUAGGCUUCCCUCGUUAGACGUGGACAGUACCUCAAAUAGAGGGAAGCGGACGAGCACACGGCGGGGACGACCGCAAAUUAUGCCUGAGAUAAUUUUGCCGGGUUCAUCUCAUUCCAACCAUUCUUCAGGAAAACCUAGUCAUCAGAAGAAUGGACAAGCUUGCCUUCCUCCUGCCGCCCCCACAGUGACUUCAUCCUCAGUCACAUGUCACACCUGUGGCUUCUCUGCAGAGCAUUUGCUACAGAUGAGCGAUAUUGUCGAGGCUCUCACUCGAAGUGGGGCUGAGCUAUCUGGCAAUGCAAGGGGAUUAGGCAUACAUCAGAUGUUCCACGGGUAUGUCAGAGAUUAUGCUUCGAAGAGGCUCCCACACAGCGCAAUCAUCACGGGAAGCAGCGACCCCUUAAAUGGAGCAAAACAAAAACAGACAUGGGAAGCAACUGUCGGGCUACCAAACUCGGAGAUAUUUCAAGAUGACGAAAGCUCAGAUGAAAACUCUGAAGACAGCCACAGCGAAAGCGCAGAUGUAAAUUCCGAUCAAGGUGACAACCCUGAUGUUCCUGAGCAAAAGGGCAAGAGACAUAAGCGUUUUCGUUGGACGACUUUGGACGAAUUACGUCUGCGCGCAUGGGUUCAAGAGGAAAAGGAUUGGUCGUGGAUUGCUGGUAAAUUGCAGCGAAGCGAGCAGGCUGUCAUCCAGCACUGGGCGAUUAUGGUUAAGCAGGGCAAGACGGGAAGCAACAGCAACCCAGAAACUGUAAACUCUAGCUUUUCGUCGACCUUGGUGGACGAUGGUCUUCCAACUAUCAAAGUUGAAGAUGGCAUCCAACUGCCCAUCAUGAACAACAUCCAGACACCAGAAUUCUACCUUCAGGCAUGCCUUGCGCUAGGCCACCAGCCUCACCACUUCAUCCACAAUCAACCGAGAUGGUGGUGGCUGCUGCUGAGAGGCCUCAACUUCAACCGACCAGGUCGACCUCUUGUAGCUGGCGGACGGAUUCCGCAGCGAACCAAACCAAUAGUCUUCAUCGUGGGCCUCAAGGCCCUGCUUCACGAAUCGGAUAUACCUCAUCCGGAGCAGAUCAUCGACGUUCAGGAUACUCUCAAAGACAUCCUGGCCCAAAGCAAAAUAGGGCAACCAAGCAUGUACCAAGCAGAGUAUCUCGAGUACUUCAACGCACCAACACUGCUGAUGUGGGAGCAAGAGGUGAUGGACUCGAUUCCUUGGUUGUGGCUUUGGAAGGGUUGA
Molecule: messenger RNA, 2511 nt
Organism: Colletotrichum scovillei
Lineage: Eukaryota; Fungi; Ascomycota; Sordariomycetes; Glomerellales; Glomerellaceae
Exons: 5
Coding region: 1-2511 (836 amino acids)
Source: RefSeq, a predicted model, not a curated record